GCUUUUACGUCAGCAGCAGCAGCAGCACGCGCCGGCCGAGGGGAGGAGGGGCUGGAAACACAUAUAUGCCGUUUACACACACACACACACACACACUCACACACACACACACACACACACUCACACACACAGCUGCGUUCCCCGCCGCUGCUGCACGAGACGGCUCCGGUACCGGAUCGAUCCGCCGCCGCACGAGGCGGGGAUGAAUCCCAGGGCGGGAAAAUGGGAAACCAUGGCAACGGACUCGAGCGGCUGAGUGACUGAAGCUCCUUUUGAUGCAGGUGAAGCACACCGUAGUCACGCUGCCGCAGUGUCUUCAUGCUUCCUGCUGGAGCUGUGACGUAAGAGAUCAACAGGACUCCCCUAACAGUCUGCAGCUCCCCGCUGAAGCAUGUCUUCCUCGUCCUCCUCGUCUUCCUCGGAGCUGCCCUACUUCUGUCCUCGCUGUGGGGACCAGUGUCGUUUCUCGUCUGUACCUGAGCUCAGGGCUCACCUGGUCAGCCGGCACACCUACGAGACCCUGCUGGUGCUCUCGCAGGCUCGGGUUAGGAGCUCCAGACCUGGUGCCCUCCUCCCACUCCCCAACCAAGCUGUAUCCCAAAGACAAAGCUCCUCCCUGGGCAUGAGCGCCCACAGCCUCCCCCUGCCGCUGGCCUGCCUGGACCUGGCCUCCUCGUCCGCCUCCGUCCAGCUGCUCAGGGAAAUGUUCGGCUCUUCAGGGGACCCCGCUCGACCCUCUUCAGCUGGACCUCCAGAGGUCCCCUCCACAGCUCUGGCCCUCCCCGGCUCUGUGGGGCAGAAUCUGGGCCAGAUGGGGCUCCAGCUGGGCCUGGACUUGGGGUUGUCAGUAGGGAUUGGGCUGGAGGAGAGACUGGGGCUGGGGCUGGAUCAUAAAAUUGCCCGGACGUUUGCGGAGGUGGAGGAGAGGGUGAACAGCCGCAUGGGUCGACUGAAGGCGGAGCUACAGAGGAGGGAGGCGGAGCUAGAGGAAGAGAAGCGCGAAGGGGAGCGACUGAAGUGUGAGAAACAGGAAGUGGAGGACAAGGCGACUUACCUGGCCAGACAGGUCUCUGCUGCCGUGGAGAUGAUGGAGCGAUUAAAGAAAGAGAUGGAUGGAAAAGAGAGAGAGCUGAAUGACCGACAGCAGGAGAUGGUGGACAUUGAGUGUUUUCUGAGGGAGACUGCAGAGAAGGAGGCCGAGGCCAAGUCCAGACUUCAGGUGUUCAUAGAGACGCUGUUGGAGCGAGCGGACCGUGCAGAGAGGCAGUUACUGCUGCUCAGCUCACACUCUCAUCACAACCACUACACACGCCACAACGACAGGUACACACACACAGACGAGUACCUCCACCCGUACACGCACGCCCAGGGAUACACGCCUGUACUCGGCCGAGGAGGGCGCAGUCUGGACGCCAGCACUGAUGACAUCAUCGCGAGCAAGAUGCAGGAAACCAUCGGCAACCGGAGGAGUUACAGUGUCUCAGGCUCAUACAUGCUGGGAGAGCAGCUGUACAGCCAACACCCCUACAGCGAUCCCACGAGUCGUAUGCGGACCCUGUCUCUGGGUUCUGGAGGGUGGGACGGUGAAGGAGGGUUCAUGCAGCUCCACCCUCACCUCUACGCCUCCCCCUGGACCCGACGAGAGAGAGGAGGAGGGGACGGGAGGAGGGACAGGCCGUGGGUCGGGGAAGGAGGCUGUGGGAGAACCUGGAACAGAAGAAACCAUCGUAACCACAGCACUGAGGAAGAGGAGGAGGAGGAGGAGGAGGAGGAGGAAGAGGAGGAUGGAGAGGAGGAGCAAGGAUUCUGGAGCAGCGCUGAGAUGAGGAGACUCAUCUUCGCCAGGACGCACACACCUGGUUCAGAAGUCCCGUCAUCACUUGACUCCACCUCCUCCCGCUGUCACGGUGACAGAAGCUUGGGGGCGGACACCUUGAAGCUCAGGGCGGGGCUUUUCUGUGUGUUUCCAUACCUGGACGUGCGCUCUCUGCUGCGUGCCGCCGAAGUCUGCUCUGAUUGGCGGUUUGUUGCCAGGCACCCGGCGGUGUGGACACGCCUCCGGCUGGAGAACGCCAGAGUGUCGACGGAGUUCCUGACCACUCUGUCUCAGUGGUGUACCCAAACUCAGUCUGUGGUUCUCAUCAACCUGAAGCCUCGAAGCAGACGAGCCAACGAGGCGAGAGAGGAUUACCACAAGAUCACACGAGGCAGUGUGGAGCCGGGGGUGGAGGCCCUGCUGCGGUCAGCAGGGGGCAGUCUGCUCCACCUGUCUGUCUCUCAGUGUCCUCACAUCCUCACAGACCGGACUCUGUGGCUGGCCAGCUGCUACAGCCGGACCCUGCAGACACUCACGUACAGGAGUUCAUCAGACCCUCUGGGUCAGGAGGUCCUCUGGGCCCUGGGUGCAGGCUGCAGGAACAUUAGCACCCUGCAGGUGGCGCCAGCUCACCCUUGCCAACAGCCCACUCGUUUUGGGAACCGUUGCCUGCAGACGAUUGGUCGAUGUUGGCCACACCUCCACUCUCUCAGUGUGGGCGGGGCUGGCUGUGGGACUCAGGGAUUGGUUGCUUUGAUGCAAAGCUGUGCUCACCUACGAGUGUUGGAGAUGGAGCGUAUCACCGACCUCGGCCUGCAGGCGGCGACGGAUCUGUGUGAAGCCGGCCUGAAGAGCCUGGAGACCCUGAUCCUGACCCACACGCCCGUCAGCGGUCAGGCCAUCCUGCACUUCCACAGCGUGUGUGAAAACAUCCGGUCCAUCGUGGUCGAGGUUUCUGUGUCGGAUUAUUUUGAGGAGCCGGACACCGAAGAAUCUCAGCAUCUGUUUGGAGAAAUCCUCACGACACUGAAGGUUCUUCAGAAGCGGCCCGGUCUCUGCGACGUCCUAAAGGUUAAAGCCCAAGGAUUCUGCUGACCUCGACACACACACACACACACACACACACACACACACACACACACACACACACUUCUGUAUGUGAGGACCUUUAUUUAUAUUAUGCACUCUGUGACCCUUAACCCCUUAAAGUGGACUGUUCACCCCCCCCCCCCCCCUCACCAGGAAGCAGUGAAGUGCCUACACGUGUGACGUAGGGCUAGAAUACAUGAUACCUGUGAGUCCGGUUUGUGGCUGACAUAAUUAACACGAGCUUUAACGAAUCAUGAAAAUAAUGAAGCACAAUGAUACAGAACAACAACAUCACACAGGAGAAGUGACACAGGGUCCAGGAGGAAGUGAGGCUGCAUGUUUGAGCUCAUCAGGGGCUUUUAAUCAGAUUCAAACAUUUUAAUUAACUUUAAAUGAAGAGAUCAAAACUCCCUGCAGGGUCUGAAACACAACGCAACGUUAAAAACAUGAGGAGGAAACACUCAGACUUUAUUAAACACGGCUAAACAUGAGAUCCCAGAGUCUGCAUAUCUCCAUUUACUAGAUCAACAUACUGACAAACCACGCCCACUACCUGAUGACAUCAUCACCUGUGCUCCUUUACAUCCAGGUAGUAGAGCUUUAAAGACCUUCAGGUCUACAGUUAAAUACAUGUUAAUAAUUCCUUCAACAAAUGAGUAAUUCUGGACCUGACUAAAGUCCCUGAUACUAGUCCUGAGUCUAAACCAACAAAACCUCAAUUCUUUCAUCAGUCACCUGUUAGAAUUCAUUUACUUCACUUAACGAUGCACAGCCAUGUUUUCGUAUUUGAAGAGGUGGUGUUGUGCUAAGCUCAAACUUUGAAUUCAAUAUUAAAUGUGAGCAAACCUGUACAUUUUGUCAUGAACAUGUGUUGCAGUAGUUCCAGGAUGAGACCGCCUCACGCCGUUUGUAAUUAUAAAUAGAGAAAUCACAUCUUCCACAUCACACCUUUCUUUGAGCUCCAUCACGUCAGCUAUCAGAGGGAAGAACAAAGCCUGAUAAAGAGCAUGAACCCCUCUUCCUUAAGUGCACUGUUAGUUCAUAUCAAUUCACCUUAGAGCAACCUUUGAAUACUUUAAUGUCUUCGUGUCUUUAUGCAUUUUCAGUCAAACUUUUCCUUUUUGAUAAAACUCAGUUCUUCCCAUUAAAACCUUUCUCCACAAAAAA
Messenger RNA from Notolabrus celidotus (New Zealand spotty), 4072 nucleotides. RefSeq names its product F-box only protein 41-like. Gene Ontology annotation, molecular function: protein binding. The transcript is spliced from 18 exons. The coding region runs from base 392 to 2911 and encodes 839 amino acids. The record is from RefSeq and is a predicted model, not a curated record. Lineage: Eukaryota; Metazoa; Chordata; Actinopteri; Labriformes; Labridae.